This is a messenger RNA of Angiostrongylus costaricensis, 639 nucleotides long. The record is from the annotation of a GenBank genome assembly. Lineage: Eukaryota; Metazoa; Nematoda; Chromadorea; Rhabditida; Metastrongylidae.
AUGAAAUCAAAACAACUCGAGUGGAUGUUGUCUGACAUGCGUGGAUUUCAGAAUCCAGACAUAAAACUCGAACAGUACGCGACUUCGCCCGAAAUAGCAAUGGCUAUCAUAGAUAGCAUAGAUAGACUCGUUGGACUGGACGGACAAUUGGUUGCUGACCUUGGUUGCGGAUGUGGAAUGCUCAUGUCCACUGUUGCCUUAGCAUACCAACCAACAAUGAUCAUAGGAUUCGAAAUAGACAAGCAGGCGCUUGCAAUCUGCAAAGAAAACUUAGAGGACCUAGAAAUUGAAGAUCGCUGUGAGUUAGUUAACAGCGAUGUUCUUCAAAUAUCAAGUAGUCUUCACAGUCAAUUUGACGUCAUAGUCAUGAAUCCACCAUUUGGAACAAAAAGUAACGUAGGAAUCGAUAUGCAGUUCGUACGAGCUGGUCUUAUGAUGUUAUCUCCAGGUAGUAGCCUAUUUUCCCUACAUAAGUCUUCAACACGUGACUACAUUCUCAAAACUGCAAAUAAGUGGAGCGGUAUGGAUGCACGCUGUGUGGCGAAGUUGAAAUGGAACCUGCCUACCACUUAUAAAUUUCAUAAGAAAAAGUCGGUGGAUAUAGAUGUGGAUCUAAUACAUUACAAGAAAGUUCCAUAA